AUGGCGGACUCGUCCCAACCCAUGCUCCCCGCCUUUGGCAUACGCGCCUUGAAUGGGUCCGAGGCUCCCCCGGGUGUCGUUCAGAUCACAGCCCAUCAGUAUGACGACACCGUCCAAUCUGUGCCUGAUGCCAUGCUCUCCUACAUGGACGAGGAUGAUGGGGAGUUCAUUACAGUUGGAAGUUCGUUUGAACUGGGACAACGUCUCGAUGAGCCUGCACAACACUCGACUCUUUCAAUCCCCGCAGCCCUGAAGCUUACUCCCACUCCGGAAGCCGACGAUAAGAUGAUGCAUAUCUUUGACAUCCAACAUAAUAGUAAAAGCAUGGCUGCAUGGAAGACUCACCACACCUCCACGAUCAAGAAGAUGAACAGUCGAGGCACGUCUGCAGGCCGUGAAACGGUCAACCACCCACGCUCAGCCUCACCACAACCUCACUCUGCGUUCAGCGCUUCCGCGGGCGACUCCAGCCUGUGCCCGAGACUGGCCAACCCAAAUGAAUCGCCCCAAGCUCCUGACAUGAACAAAGCCAGCUUACCAACGGCCAUGUCAGAGCACGUUGCCAGCGGUGUCACGCCAACUCAGCCAAUCUCAGGACAACCCGCGAAAGAAGACUCGACUGAGUUGGAGAACGCUCUAUCUGACGUUUUCCACGGUCUGGGAUCCCAUAUGGGCCCUAUUGCAGAUUUCCUCGAGAUCACCGCAUUCGGUCUACGGAAGGCCGCUGAGAAGUCCACCAGAGCAGAGCGCAGCCCGGUGGAAGGCGUGCUGAGCGGCUUCAAAGGAAUCAUGUCAGAUGUUGGCGAACUUGGAUUAGGAUUUCUGGCAGCAAUCGACCAUGAACUUAAAGAGCACAAGGCCAACAACGCAAACAGACCCGGAUUACCUGUCUCCGAGCCGACUGAGCCACCGUCGCCCUCGGUACUAAGUCCUGCCACGGGAGAACACCAAGCACAACCCAAAGCGGAGACGAACGCAAAGAGAGUCAGCUUUGUUCAAAGUACCCUAUCCCAACCAGAGCCAAUACUCGGCCCAGUUAGGGCUCCUGUCGACCCAGUUCGGCCAUCCAUCGACCCCAACCGCUCGUUCUAUCUCCCCUCUGCCCAGAAGCCAAAGUUCUCUGGAGUGCCGCGGCACGAAGAUCUAAAACCACCAGCGGCACAUGCGGUCGAAACUGUCAGUGCCCGCGCCGAAACCGACAAAUCGUCAAUUCUUGAUCUGGAACCAUCUGAGCCCGACUUUUGCGCUAGAUACCCUCCAUUGAUCUCCGUUCGAAAGGCCAAAAGUGUCAGUGGGCUGCAAGACAAGUACAAGAUUUCUUCUUCCUUCGGUCCAACUGGUAUUAGCACAGCAUCAGCUUUGACCCGUUAUCCCAGUAUCGGACAAUUCGAGCAGCAGACCCGAUUGAAGACGAGAGCGAAAUUCGAUGAGAAACCCUCCAUCAAGGACAAGACGCUUGCCAGCGUGAGCUCUCCUAAUAGUGCAACCGAGCCAAAAAAGAUUGAUGUAUACAAGAAGCCUUCUGUGGAGGACGAUGUUGAGUUAGAACAACCCGGCACGCUUAACAAAGAGGUCAAGACAGUCAUCAAGGUGAUAUCCACCGCACUACCAGCGACGACUGUCCCUGGCGCUUGGCCCGAGCAAAAAUCAGAAGAAGUGCAUCCCGCCGUUGCUGCUCCGAAGCCGUCCUAUCUGGACUGGUCCAUGCAGGCUACAGAAAACUCGGCUCCGCCAACUCAAGGACAAAAGCCAGGGGCUCUUUCACCUCGCCUCAACGGCCCUGUCACUGACAUGUAUCCUCGAGCAACAGCAGCUUACCUUCCACGAAGAUACCAUACUGUGGGCGGAACAAAUCCGGCUGCAAGACUCAAUGGACCCUUCGACCCUCUUGCGCCACUCGCUUCGCAGCCUAUAGAUGGCCCUGCUGGAGGAGGACCAAAUGCCAAAUUGCCUCUGUGGAUGACUCCCCUGAAUGAAUACAGACCUAUUUACUCGACCGCUUUUGACCGUCCAAAACCGACCGCAGGGGAUCACCAGCCCAAAGGCGCUCUCAGACAAUCAAUAUCCAGGCCGGCAUCUGGCAAUGCUGACUGGUCUUUCUCUGGGCAAGGAUCUCGGGAGGAAGUUCUCUCUAGAGCUCAGAGCACCAAUACUAGUUACCGACAUGUGUUCGCACAGCCUCCCCAAUUCACUCGCAUGCGUGCACGACAUGCAGAUCUCCUCCGACCGAGUUUCGACAACCUGACUAAUAAACCACGGGUGAACCGACCGAGCACUGAUGUUAUGGCAUUCGGCCCUGCGCCACCCGUGCCGAUGCACGCUCACCCUUCGCAGUCAGUUUCUUCAGUCAAUCCCCAAACACAUAAUCAUCACUUCGGCCGCAAUUCGGGCCAGCCGUCAUCCUCGUCCAUCUCUUCAACUGUUGUACGUUCGAGACCGAAUCUGUCGCCUAUCACAAGUCCAACCCCAUACACCCGCCCAAGGGGUCGCACCGGCGUCGUCGCACCUCCGCCUUCCUCUACCACUGUAGUUGGUCGAUGUGUCAAAACCCUUAGGGUGAUGGGCUAUGGCACUAUGGAUCACAAUGAGAUGUCACGGCUGAAUAUCUAUGCUAGUGCCGCAGCGGGUGACGUUGAGGCUGCUAUUGAGAUGAUAGAGGAGGACCGUGAAGCUGCCAAGGCACUCGCUGACCGUCAAGCCUCCGCAGAGAUGCUGGACAGUGAGGCGCAAAAGUUCUUCGGAGAGGUCUGA
Capronia epimyces CBS 606.96 is the source of this 2751-nucleotide messenger RNA. RefSeq lists its product as uncharacterized. The coding region runs from base 1 to 2751 and encodes 916 amino acids. The record is from RefSeq and is a predicted model, not a curated record. The transcript has a single exon. NCBI's taxonomy places the organism in Eukaryota, Fungi, Ascomycota, Eurotiomycetes, Chaetothyriales, Herpotrichiellaceae.